AUCAAAUCGCCAGUAGAAUUAUUCUUGUGUGCGGUACCUGAAUAGUGAGGAGUGUAGGGCACGCCAGCGUCAAAGUGCACACGAAUCUACAUUUUCGUCGAUGUUUCGUACCGGAAAAACCAUGCGGGAGUGAGGGAUUAUCAGUGGAUGUUUGUGGUUCGAGCGUAUAUUUAUUAAGUGCACCGCAAUCAAUACGUUAAGUUAAAAUUGUUAUACACAAUGCUAAAGAUGGAAACGGACAAAAUCGAAGAUUCGAACAGUAACUCUCAGGGUGGUGGCGUGCAGUCUGCGACGGCGCAACAACAACAAUACCCAAUGACUAUGUUGGUGCCAUACGACACGACACGAAAAAAAGAACAGUCGGCCGCCGCGACGGCGGCCUUCAACGCCGAACGCGAGUCCUGCCUGAAGCUGUUCGAACGCUGGAGCGAAACCGAUCAAGUGGAAUUCGUGGAGAACCUUCUGGCACGGAUGUGUCACUACCAGCACGGACACAUCAAUUGCUAUCUCAAACCAAUGUUGCAACGUGAUUUCAUCUCUCUAUUGCCCAAAAAAGGUCUGGACCAUGUGGCAGAAAAUAUCCUGUCCUAUUUGGACGCUGACAGUUUGAAGAACGCGGAGCUGGUGUGCAAAGAAUGGUUCAGGGUAAUCUCGGAGGGUAUGCUGUGGAAGAAGCUUAUCGAGAGGAAAGUAAGGACUGACGCCCUUUGGCGAGGGUUAGCGGAACGAAGACAAUGGAUACAGUAUCUAUUUAAGCCGCGACCUGGAGAGAAUCACAGACCGCACAGUUUCUAUCGUUCCUUAUAUCCGAAGAUCAUACGCGACAUUGACAGCAUAGAGAGCAACUGGCGCAAUGGUCAACAUAUUUUACAACGGAUCAAUUGUCGCUCAGAGAACAGCAAAGGUGUUUAUUGUCUGCAGUAUGACGACCAGAAAAUCGUAUCUGGUCUUAGGGAUAACACAAUUAAGAUAUGGGACAGGUCGACGUUACAAUGCACCAGAGUUCUAAUGGGUCACACUGGAUCUGUUUUGUGUCUACAGUACGACGACAAAGUCAUAAUAAGCGGUUCAAGUGAUUCGACAGUCCGUGUGUGGAUCGUCAGCACCGGCGAAAUGGUCAACACUCUCAUCCAUCAUUGCGAAGCCGUGUUACAUUUGCGAUUUAACAACGGCAUGAUGGUCACAUGUUCAAAGGACCGAUCGAUAGCCGUUUGGGACAUGACGUCGGAGACGGAGAUCACACUGCGACGCGUCCUCGUCGGCCACAGGGCGGCUGUGAACGUCGUCGACUUCGACGAGAAGUACAUCGUAUCGGCAAGCGGUGAUCGCACGAUCAAGGUGUGGAGCACAUCGUCCUGCGAGUUUGUGCGCACUCUGAACGGACACAAGCGCGGCAUCGCGUGCCUACAGUACCGUGAGCGACUGGUCGUCUCGGGCAGUUCGGACAACACCAUAAGGUUAUGGGACAUCGAAUGUGGCGCCUGCUUGCGCGUUCUCGAAGGACACGAGGAGCUGGUGCGGUGUAUCCGUUUCGAUUCGAAGCGCAUCGUGAGCGGAGCGUACGACGGCAAGAUUAAGGUUUGGGACUUGGUGGCGGCUCUGGAUCCGCGGGCGCCCACCUCAACACUAUGCCUGCGCACACUCGUCGAACACACCGGUCGCGUUUUCCGUCUGCAAUUCGACGAGUUUCAGAUCGUCAGUUCAUCACACGAUGACACCAUUCUCAUUUGGGACUUCCUCAACUCCAUACCUCCGCCACCUGAUCCGGCGGCUUCGCAACAACGCUCUCCUUCACCUUUCAUGCCAUUCGAAUGAAGAUGGAAUUUUUUAAACUAGGAAUAAAUUCAUACCGACACAUUCUACAUCCUAUGGAUGAUCGCGACAUAUAUAUAAGCAAAGAGGAGACAAUUAGGAAAUACGGACAUUUGUGUGUACGGCAAAAGUGGAUCCGCGAGAAAUAUGAAAAAGUAGCAUUCUAGUUAUUCUUAAUAUAAUUUAUGUUCAAAUUCCCCUCAUACGUCUGCUAUGUUGUACAAUCUAUAAAAAAUUAUUUUACAAAUAUAUCAAUUCCCAUAAAAUCGGUCAAAACUGAAUUGUGAUAGUUAUCGGACUUUUUUAUAUGAAGAACAUAUUACUGUGUAUUUAUUCUAAAAACCUAAUAUAGUGUUAUAAAUAUUCUAUGAUCUCUUUAUGUUUUCUCUCCUCAUUUGAUAAUCGGAUUUUGUGUGUGUGCAUGUGUGUAUAUGUUGUGGAAACAAGCACUGUUUGAAUUGCCUUUUUGCACAAAAGAAUUAAAUCGUUACUAGACAAGGAGAUAUGUUAAAAUGUUUUGAUCUUGUUUUAUCAAGAUAGUAGAGCUAUCGUAGACACUGUUUAUAAAAGGAUCUUGUUGUCUUGUUAAUCAAUAUAUAAAGGCGAAAAAUCUUUCAUAAUUUGUUGCUUUAGAUUAUAACAAAUUUUAUAUAAUUAUCCAUCUGUUUAAAAUAUAAAUUAUUAUACUUUGAGCAUCUCUUUUAAUGAAUUAACAAUGGGCUAUGUGCAAAUAUUAAAGAUCAAGUAAAUGGCGAAACUACAAUUUGAAUUUUUAUUAAAUAUGUUAGUUUUAAUGUCAUUAGCAUGCCUUUAUUCCUUUUAUAAACAAAUACCAUAGAAUGAAUCUAGAUAGUUUCUUUUUAAUGUAAAAUCUACAGGGUGUCCUUUUGCAUACCAAUUUAGUACUAACCAUAUUAAUGUAUAUGGCACAAUGUGCUAAAAUUGCAAUGUUGCUAAUAGAUUAUGACUGCCUUAAAGUUUAUUGUAAUAUUGUUGUAAUAUAAUUAAGUUUGUUAAUUAUAAUUGGAAUUUAAUCUGAAUUAUAUUGAGUUUAAUAUAUUUUAUUGUAAAUGAACAUUAUUAUAGUAUCAUGAUUUAUUUAUUAAUUGUACAUACAGAAUUAAUGAUCUUUGGACUAUUUCUCAUGCAACAUACGAUCGUACAGUAUUCCUCUAAAGCAGUCAACUGAGCAUUUUGUUCCACUCUAACACAACAUAAUUUUAAAAUAUGGUUUGCGUAAUUCGAUUUAUUAUACAUUUUGAUGUUUGGGUGGUUCAAAAUUUUGCUGUUUGGACCGUUUUAUGCCAAAUGUAGUUCUAAAUAUACAUUUAGAUCCCUAAUUAUGAAAUAAAGCUUUUGUGAUAAUAAAAGAGAUUUAAAAAAUCUGAAUGAAUGUUUUAUACCUAAGUGCGUGACUACUUUUGUUUUUUUUUAGUAUUUUAAAUUUGAAUACAACGGAUCCUUUAUUAAGACGAAACAUGGUGUAUAUAUUGUAGUAGUAUUUAAUAUUGUUUGCAUUUAUUAUUUAGAAUUAUUUAUAUUUUUUGCGUGUAAUAUAUUUGAGAAUCUCA
Molecule: messenger RNA, 3383 nt
Organism: Aethina tumida (small hive beetle)
Lineage: Eukaryota; Metazoa; Arthropoda; Insecta; Coleoptera; Nitidulidae
Gene: slmb
Product: beta-TrCP
Exons: 7
Coding region: 220-1815 (531 amino acids)
Molecular function (GO): protein dimerization activity
Source: RefSeq, a predicted model, not a curated record